Messenger RNA from Pseudonaja textilis, 1357 nucleotides. It is a transcript of the gene CHMP1A, whose product is annotated as charged multivesicular body protein 1A. Gene Ontology annotation, biological process: vacuolar transport. NCBI's taxonomy places the organism in Eukaryota, Metazoa, Chordata, Lepidosauria, Squamata, Elapidae. The record is from RefSeq and is a predicted model, not a curated record.
AAGGAAGCCGGAAGUGAGCGUCUCCGGAACCCGGAAGUCCUGGCAGGAAAAGGCGAGCGGGGACUUCAGCCGGGAUGGACGAUACACUCUUCCAGCUAAAGUUUACAGCCAAGCAGCUGGAGAAGCUUGCCAAGAAGGCAGAAAAGGACUCCAAAACAGAACAAGCCAAAGUCAAGAAGGCCCUUCAGCAGAAGAAUGUGGAAUGUGCUCGGGUUUACGCAGAGAACGCCAUCCGGAAGAAGAACGAAGGUUUGAACUGGCUGCGCAUGGCUUCCCGUGUAGAUGCUGUGGCCUCCAAGGUCCAGACAGCUGUGACCAUGAAGGGAGUAACCAAGAAUAUGGCCCAGGUGACCAAGGCCUUGGACAAAGCGCUCGGCUCCAUGGAUCUUCAGAAGGUUUCGGCUGUGAUGGACAAGUUUGAACAGCAGGUCCAGAAUUUGGAUGUCCACACUUCAGUGAUGGAGGACUCCAUGAGCUCAGCCACCACUUUGACGACGCCCCAGGAGCAAGUGGACAGUCUGAUCAUGCAGAUUGCGGAGGAGAACGGCCUGGAGGUCAUGGACCAGCUGAGCCAGCUGCCCGAAGGGGCCUCGGCCAUGGGAGAGAGCUCGAUGCGUUCGCAGGAGGAUCAGCUGUCACGGAGGUUGGCUGCCUUGCGGAAUUAAUCCUCCCGCCCCCUCGCAGACGGUUGCUCCUGCCUUGUUCCCCUGUGAUUUGUGGGGUUUCUGCCUGGAGCCCUGUGGCCUUCCAGCCCUCUGGCCAUUCUCUUCAAGGGGCAGGGAGAAGACAGCCCUGUCCACCUCUGCAGGCCUGCCCUGCCCGGCGUGGACCUCCUCCUCCUCCUCCUCCUCCAGCAAUGCAUAGCUCCUGCCUAAGAAGCUGUGGUGACCGCAAGACUCUGUGUGGGCGUGCCUGGUCCUUGGCCAAGGGCUCUCCUGCAGUGGAUGCCCCGCCUCCCCCAAGAGCUUCUCCUCCCAGCCUGCGCUUCCCCCCCUCCCCCUCCCCCGGCCUGAGGAGAGGACCCCGAGCAUGCGGCGCUUGCCUCUUGGAAGCAGGGCCCUUGGGGGAGUGAGGGCUCCCAAGAGGGCCAGGAACAAGCCUGGGGCUGCAGGCCUAGAUUCCGGCCUGCUGGCGGCUCCUCCUGAUGCCGGUUCCUGCCCUGUUCCCUCUUCCUUGUUCCGUGUACGUGGGGAGACGCUGCCACCUGGAAGUUGGGGAGACGCUGCCAGGAAGACGGAGGGGCCCCCUUUUUCUGGCAGCUCCGGGACCUGCCUUGGAUUCACAGACCACAAAGUGACCUUUGAGAAAAGUGGCCCUGCUGGCCCUCGGCCUUCAUGCGUGUGCCUCGCCCUCCCCU